GUAAUAUUAAUCAAUAGUAAUUUAAAAUAAUAUACAAAUUAAACAAAUAAAAUCUAUAGGAUUUUCCCAUUUUUGUAAUAUAAAAUGGCUAAACAAGAUCCUAAAGAUAAAGAUUCACCCAGUUUAUCUAUUCCCAAAAAUAGGAAUGAAGACGAAGAAUCAAUAAUAAAUGAUAGUAUUAACAAUAAUAAUAACAAUGAAAUUAAUAAUAGUAUAAAUAAUAAUAGUAUAAAUAAUAAUAAUUUCGAUAAUUCUAUUAAUAAUAAUAAUAAUAAUAACAAUAAAGAAAUAACAAGUGACGAAGAAAAUGAAAGUUAUCAGCAAAUAGCAGCAGAGCAUGGUGAAGGUGGUAAAAAAGAUGAAUAUUUCCCAAUACCGUUAGAAGAUUUAAUACCAGGAUACGAAGAUGAUGAAUUAACUAAAAAAAUUAAAGAAACAAGGGAUGGUGAUAAAACUGGUUUAUAUGUUUAUUGUAAAAAUGCAACCUACACAGUAAAGCAUAGAGAAAAUAAAAAAAUUAAAAUCAAUUUAUUGGAUGACGUUUCAUUUUAUUUAAAGCCAAAAGAAAUGACAUUAAUUCUAGGUACUCCAGGUUGUGGAAAAUCAACUAUUUUUCAAAUGUUAGCUGGUCAAUUAAAAGAUAAAAAUUUCAAAGGAGAAUUAUUAUUUAAUGGGCACCAUAUAAACCACAAGAACCAUCACAGAGAUAUUUCAUAUGUAACCCAGGACGAUGUUCAUGUACCAACUUUAACAGUUAAAGAAACCUUUAGAUUCGCAUUAGAUUGUCAAGGUCGUUCUGAAUAUACAUCAGAAAAGAAAAAAGAAAUGGUUGAUAAUUGUAUGAAUUUACUUGGUUUAAAGCAAUCUGAAAAUACAUUAGUUGGUAAUAAUUUCAUUAGAGGUAUAUCAGGUGGUCAAAAGAAAAGAGUUACAAUUGGGGUUGGUGUAAUUAAAGGAAGUAAUUUGGUUUUAAUGGAUGAACCAACAUCAGGUCUGGACAGUUCGACUUCUUUUGAAAUUAUGAGUGAUUUAAAGAAAUUUGUAAUGUAUGGUUACUCCCCAGCUUUGGUCACACUUUUACAACCAAGUGUUCAAUUGACAUCAUUAUUUGACAAUUUGAUGAUACUUAAUAAAGGAAAAGUCUGUUAUUUUGGAACAAUGGCUGAUGCAUUAGGAUAUUUCGAUAGUUUAGGUUUUAUUUGUCCAGAGCAUAAUAAUCCUGCAGAAUUUUUUCAGGAAGUUGUAGAUGCACCAGAAAGAUAUUCAUAUAUUCAUCCACCAAAAUGUAAGACUGGAGAAGAUUUUGUUAAAGCAUAUAAAGAGUCAUAUCUUUAUAAAGAUCUAAUGAAGAAAUUAGAAGAGAACCCAGAUGGUAUUAUCGAUGAUCCAAAACCAGAUAUGUUAGUAGAUUCAACUCAAAAAGAAUUAGAAAUGUAUCCACAUGGUGUUUGGUAUCAAAUUGGUAUUUGUUUAAAAAGAGGCUUUACAAUGAUUAGAAGAAAUUAUUAUAAUUUUGUAACUAGAAUAUUUAAGGGUAUUUUCUUUGGUUUAAUCUUGGGUACACUCUAUUGGAGAAUUGGUCAUAAUCAAAGUGGUGGUCAAGAAAGAUUUGGUUUAAUUUUCUUUAUUAUGACAACUAUUAUUUUCUCUUCUUUUGCUGCUGUAAAUUCAUUUUUUGAUGAAAGAAAGGUAUUUUAUUCGCAAAAAACGAUGCAUUACUAUAGAACUAUUGCCUAUUUCCUUUCAAGUAUUAUCUGUGAUAUGCCAGCUGGUAUUCUCGAAGUUGCUUUCUUUGGUCCGAUUGUGUAUUGGUUAGCAAAUCUAAGAGCAUCCUUUAUUAGGUUUGUUUAUUAUAUGAUUUUAUUAAUUUUAACCGAUAACCUAUCAUUAUCCUUUGCUAAAAUGUGUGCAGCUGUUUCACCGACGAUUGAAAUUGCAAAUGUAUUUGCCUCUGUAGUAUUAUCAGUUUGGUUAUUAUUCUCUGGUUUCACUGCUCCUAAAAAUACAAUUGGAGGAUGGUGGAUUUGGUUAUACUAUAUAUCACCAUAUACAUGGAUUUUCCAAGGGCUAUCAAUCAAUGAAUUUACUGAUACUACUUAUUCAUGCAAACCGACCGAAUUGUUACCACCUAGAAGUGAUCCAUUAUUAAACCUGCCAUAUCCAGAGGGCUAUGGUGGAAACCAAGUAUGCCAAUUUACAUCUGGUGAACAAAUUAUAAAUGCUUUUGGUAUUGAUAAUCCAGAUUAUUUCAAAUGGGUAGUUUUAGGUAUCCUAUCAGGUUAUAUUGUAUUUUUCUAUGUUGUAUGUUUCUUGGCGUUAAAGUAUCUCAACUUUGAAGACAAGAAAUCUAAACUAGCAGUUAAAAAGCUUAGAAGUAAAAAGAAAAUUAUAGUUAGCAAAGAAGAUAAUGAUGAAAAUAUAAGGGUUAGUCAAGAGGCUAUUAAAAGAAUACCACGUAAUAAUAACGACUAUUUAGAUAUCACAGAAGAAGAAAGACAAAGAGAAGAAGAUGAAGAAAAUGAAGGUGAACAUGUCAUCGAUAUUAAAUCCCCAUUAACCGGUAGCAGAAGGGGCAAAAGUCCAUCCGUCACAUCACCAAAAGGUUCAAUUAUUAAUCGUCGUUCAGGAAAAAAUACACCAGUUUUCGAUAUGACACCAAAAAACAACACACCAUUGUCUGGUAAAAUUCAAACACCCGAGGGUAAAGAGCCACCAAAAGUCGAUCUCAAUCCAGAUCCAAAUGAAAAUAAUUUAGAUACUAAUGAAAUAUGCGAUUGCAAUGAUGAUAACUGUAAACAUAAGAGGGUAAAGAAAGGGGGCCUAAAAGAUAUUGGUGCAGAAGUAGGUAGUUAUUUACAGUUUAGAGAUUUAUGUUAUUCUGUAGAUUAUAAAGAAGAUGACCCUGACAAUCCAAAAAAAAAGAAAAGUACAAAAUUACAAUUAUUAAGAAAUAUUGAUGGUUAUGUUAAACCUGGUCAGAUGUUAGCUUUAAUGGGUCCAUCAGGUGCAGGAAAAUCAACUCUAUUGGAUGUUUUAGCCCAAAGAAAAACUGGUGGAUAUAUUACUGGUGAAAUUUUAAUUAAUGGUCAGCCACCAUCAAUAUAUACAAACAGAAUAAGAGCCUAUGUUGAACAAAUGGAUGUUUUACCACCAACUCAAACUGUAAGAGAAGCAAUUGCCUUUAGUGCCAGAUGCAGAUUACCACCAGAUGUCACAAAAGAAGAAAGAGAUAUUUUUGUUGAUAAAAUUGUAGAGGUUUUAAGUUUAAAAAAUAUUUCAAAUUUAAAAAUUGGUGUUUUAGGUAAUGGUUUAUCAGUCUCACAAAGAAAGCGUGUUAACAUUGGAGUGGAGUUGGCAUCAAAUCCAGAAAUAUUGUUUUUAGAUGAACCAACAUCAGGUUUAGAUAGUGGAGAUGCAUAUAAAGUUAUUGAUGUUGUUGCAAAAAUCGCCAAAGUAAUGAAACGUACUGUUAUUUGUACAGUACAUCAACCAUCAGCUGCUAUAUUCGAGUUCUUUGAUCAACUAUUACUUUUAAAGAAGGGUGGUGAAACAGUUUAUUUUGGUCCUUUAGGUGACAAGAGCAGUGUUAUUUUAGACUAUUGUGCCAAACAAGGUAUGCAUAUUAAACCACAUAUUAAUCCUGCAGAUUUUGUAAUGACUAUUGCUGAUGAAGGCAAAACUGUUGAAGGUCCAAAUGGUGAAAUGAUACCCUUAGAUCCAAAGAAGGCAUAUGAAGAGUCUGAUAUCCGCAAGAAAGAAUAUGAAAUUAUGGAUGGUGAAUUAAUUCCGCCGGAUUAUAAAAUUAGAACGUACGACCGAAUAUUUGCUAGUUCUUGGAUGACCCAGUUUAAAGCGUUGUGUAGUCGUAGUUGGUUAUCACGUAUAAGACGUCCCGAGAUUUUCAUUUCAAAUUGUCUUAGAUCAAUAUUUUUAGCUGUUCUUUUAGGUACUCUCUUUGUUCGUAUGGAUUAUGAACAACAAGAUGCAAGAGGUCGUGUUUCAUUAUUAUUCUUUUCUUUUAUUUUCGCUGGUAUGGUAGCUAUCGGUAAUAUUCCAACAACUGUAUUAGAAAGAGGUGUAUUUUAUAGGGAAGUCACGUCUGGUUUUUAUCAUUCAACUGCCUACAUGAUAUCCUAUGUUUUAACAUCGUAUCCAUUCAUUUUAUCUACUGGUUUACUCUACAUUAUCCCAACUUUCUGGAUUGCGGGUUUAGAUUCAGGGCGUCACUCAUCAAAAUUCUGGUAUUGUCUAUAUGUUUUCAUUAUAACGUAUAUUAUGUAUGAUGCAUUUGCACUAUGCUUAGCUAUUUGUUUACCCAACGAAGUUAUGGCAUCAACAGUCUGUGGUAUAGGUUUAUCUUUAACAACAUUAUUUGGAGGUUUCGUUAUUGCAAGACCAAAUUAUCCUAAUGGUUGGAUUUGGGCACAUUAUCUCGAUAUGUUAAGGUAUCCGCUGGAAGCAGCUUGUACCAACGAAUUCACGGGUCUCACAUUCGUAUGCACAAAUAAUAAAGGUGCUCUUCCAGUUCCAAUUUUAGAUCCCAGCAAUAGAGCAAACGUCAUAGGUACAAAGUAUUAUUGUCCAAUUACCAAUGGGGAUCAGUUCAUGUUAACAUAUGGUUUCCACAAAUGGAUGAGAUAUAUCGAUGGUGCUGCAAUUUGGGGUUUCAUUGUAAUUUAUGUUGGUAUUGCAUUUUGGGGUUUCAAAAAAGUUAGAUGGGUAGUAAGAUAAUCAAAGUUAUAUCUAUAAUUCAAAAUUAUUAUAAAAAUAAAAAAAAAACCAAAUUAUUAUUUCUAAUAAAAUAUAUGUAUUUUCUUUGUAUUUGUAAUUAUAAUAUUAUGAACAUAAUAUAAAAA
Dictyostelium purpureum is the source of this 4856-nucleotide messenger RNA. It is a transcript of the gene ABCG5, whose product is annotated as ABC transporter AbcG5. Gene Ontology annotation, cellular component: membrane. Gene Ontology annotation, molecular function: ATP binding; ABC-type transporter activity; ATP hydrolysis activity. Lineage: Eukaryota; Evosea; Eumycetozoa; Dictyosteliales; Dictyosteliaceae. Bases 85 to 4731 code for a protein of 1548 amino acids. The transcript has 5 exons. Gene Ontology annotation, biological process: aggregation involved in sorocarp development; sorocarp morphogenesis. The record is from RefSeq and is a predicted model, not a curated record.